Aspergillus luchuensis is the source of this 840-nucleotide messenger RNA. Its product is annotated as beta-ketoacyl [acyl carrier protein] synthase domain-containing protein. The transcript is spliced from 2 exons. The coding region runs from base 1 to 840 and encodes 279 amino acids. The record is from RefSeq and is a predicted model, not a curated record. Gene Ontology annotation, biological process: fatty acid biosynthetic process; secondary metabolite biosynthetic process. Gene Ontology annotation, molecular function: 3-oxoacyl-[acyl-carrier-protein] synthase activity; fatty acid synthase activity. NCBI's taxonomy places the organism in Eukaryota, Fungi, Ascomycota, Eurotiomycetes, Eurotiales, Aspergillaceae.
AUGAAGCACUCAACAUCAACUACUCCCUGCGAGCCCAUCGCCAUUAUAGGCAUAGGAUGCCGUCUCCCAGGCCAAGCCUCAUCCCCAUCCAAACUCUGGGACCUCCUCAUCAACAACGCAACAGGCUAUGGCCCCGUCCCACCCUCGCGCUACAAUGCCGCAGCAUACUACCACCCCGACGCCGACCGACCGGGAAGCAUCAACUCAACGGGCGGCUACUUCAUCCAGGAGGACAUACACGCCUUCGAAAAUGUCUUUUUCGGGAUCAACAACCUCGAAGCGACGUCCAUGGAUCCGCAGCAGCGAAAGCUCCUCGAAGUGACAUACGAAGCGCUCGAGAACGCGGGCAUACCCUUAGAAGAAGUCCACGGGACCAACACCGGCGUGUACGUGGGGAAUUUCACCAACGACUACUUGAACAUGCAGUACAAAGACCCAGAAUAUUCUUCUCGAUACACUGCCACAGGAACAGGCCUGGCUGUGCUGGCCAAUCGCAUUACGCAUUGCUUUGAUCUACGGGGACCGUCGCAUGUUAUCGAUACGGCAUGUUCGUCGUCGUUGUAUGCGCUGCAUUCGGCUUGCUUGGCGCUGGAUGCUGGGGACUGUGAUGCGGCUGUCGUGGCGGCUGCGAAUCUAAUUCAAUCACCGGAGCAGCAGAUGGUCGCUGUUAAGGCGGGAGUUUUGUCGCCGGAUGCGAUGUGUCACACUUUUGAUGAAAAGGCGAAUGGGUAUGCGAGGGCGGAGGGGGUGUCGGCUGUUUAUUUGAAGAGGCUGGGUGAUGCGCUGAAGGAUAGGGAUCCUAUUCGUUCGGUCAUUAGGGGGACUGCUGUUAAUGGGUGA